Molecule: messenger RNA, 6480 nt
Organism: Conger conger (European conger)
Lineage: Eukaryota; Metazoa; Chordata; Actinopteri; Anguilliformes; Congridae
Product: receptor-interacting serine/threonine-protein kinase 4-like
Exons: 8
Coding region: 113-3433 (1106 amino acids)
Biological process (GO): protein phosphorylation
Molecular function (GO): ATP binding; protein kinase activity; protein binding
Source: RefSeq, a predicted model, not a curated record
UGAAAACAAGGUAGAGCAAAGUAGCCAGGUGUGUUUGUGUGUAUGUGUGGGUUUGAAAAGAGCUGGAAAGUGGGUUUAGUUAUCUGAACAUACAUACGUGUUGGUUCAGGAUAUGGAAACCCCAGACAGCCCCCCUGGGAUUAUGGGGUUGCUAAAAAACUUUGACUCUUCUGAGUUUGGAAGCUGGGAAAAGAUUGGCUCCGGAGGAUUUGGACAAGUUUACAAAGUGCGACACAUACAGUGGAAAACAUAUCUGGCAAUUAAGUGCCCUCCAUGUCUUCAUGUAGAUGAAAAGGAGCGCGCUGAGCUUUUGGAAGAGGCGAAGAAGAUGGAGGCUGCCAAGUUCCGCUACAUCCUACCGGUAUAUGGGAUCUGCAGUGACCCACAGGGCCUGGUGAUGGAGUACAUGGAGACAGGCUCCCUUGAGACACUGCUGGCCUCCGAGAUGCUGCCUUGGGAGCUGCGUUUCCGCAUCAUCCAUGAGACAGCUGUGGGCAUGAACUUCCUGCACUGUAUGAACCACCCUCUGCUGCACCUGGACCUCAAACCUGCCAACAUCCUGCUGGACGCCCAUUACCAUGUCAAGAUCUCUGAUUUCGGCCUUGCGAGGUGGAAUGGUUUCUCCAGGGCCGAUGACAUCAGCCGUGAUGGCUUCUGUGGCACGAUUGCCUAUCUACCGCCAGAGAGGAUCAUAGCAAAAGACAGGGUCUCCGACAUCAAACAUGACGUGUACAGUUUCUCCAUUGUCAUCUGGGGUAUACUUUCACAAAAAAAGCCAUAUCAAGGGGAGAACAAUAUCCUGCACAUCAUGGUGAAGGUGGUGAAGGGCAUGCGACCAGAGCUGGGUGCCAUUCCACGCUGCCGGCCUCAGGCCUGUGCUGGUUUCCUGGCGCUGAUGCAGAAGUGCUGGCAUUAUUCCCCCCAAGCCAGACCCACCUUUCACGAGAUCACAUCUGAGAUUGAAGGACUGUGCUCCAAACCCCAGGAAGAGUCCAAGGGAGUGGCUGCUGAGCCAGAGGCCAGCCCCCAUCAUGCACAUGCUGUCCAGGAGAAAGAUUCCAGGCCAGUACGACCAAAGUCUGCCAUGCUGCCAGAAAAAGACUACAGUCUGUCGGAACUGCUGAGUCAGGUGGACUCAGGGAUUUCUCGGAGCUUUGACCGCGUCAAGGAGGAAAGCUCCCAGAGCAAAGACACAACCAACAAGAGGCUUUCUGGGAUCUCCUCCGUUGACUCUGCCUUCUCCUCCCAGGGUUCCAUCACCCUAUCAUUUGAGAAAGAAAAUGCAGAUUCAGGGACCCUGGAUGUGCAAAGAAAAAAGUUGUGCGAAGCCAUUAAGACGCAGGACAUCACCAAGCUGAUGAAGAUCCUGCAGCCACAGGACGUGGACUUGAUUCUGGAGGGUGGCUGCAGCCUGCUGCACUAUGCCAUCCAACAGACCAACGAGGAAGCAGUGAAGUUCCUGCUCCUCAACAAUGCCAACCCCAACCUGCCCAAUACUAAGGGCUCCACAGCGCUCCACCUAGCCACGGAAAAGAGGCUGAAGAACAUUGCCGAGCUGCUGCUGGGCCGCAAGACCAACAUCAAUGCCAAAGAUGAGGACCACUACACCCCACUGCACUUCGCCGCCCAGAAUGGUGAUGAGACCAUCACCCGCCUAUUGCUGGACCGCAAUGCCGCCAUCAAUGAGGUGGACUUUGAGGGGCGCACCCCAUCGCACAUUGCCUGCCAGCACGGGCAGGAGAAUGUGGUGCGCGUUCUGCUUAGCCGGGGGGCCGACAUCCAUGUCCAGGGGAAGGACAAUUGGACCCCUCUCCACUUUGCAGCUUGGCAGGGUCACCUGGCCAUUGUCAAACUGCUGGCCAAACAGGCGGGGGCCAAUGUUGACAGACAGACCUCGGACGGGAGGACAGCGUUGCAUCUGGCCUGUCAGAGGGGGCAGUACAGAGUUGCACGGAUCCUCAUCGAGCUGGGCGCUAACAUUCACGUCACAGCCACUGGCUUGUGGACACCCUUGCAUGUGGCAGCUGAGACAGGCCACACCAGCACCUCCCGGCUCCUCAUCAAACACAAGGCUGACAUCCAGGCCCAGACUGCCCAGGGCUGCACUGCCCUCCACCUAGCAGCCCAGCGUGGUUACCUACCCACUGUCAAGAUGCUAAUAGAAGAGAAGGCCGACCCGUGUGGUACAAACUGCACCCUCCGCACUGCCUGCCACCUAGCGGUGGAGGGUGGCCACUGUGAUGUUGUCAAAGAGCUUGUCCAGAACUGCCCUGAGAUUGUUAAUCUGGUUGAUGACCAGGGCUUUACACCACUGCAGUUGGCAAUGCAGGGAGGGUAUGCCAACAUCAUCACUGUGUUGCUCUCCCAUGGAGAAAUGCCACAAUUCUGCCCAGAUGUUCGGCAGACCACACUGCCCCAAAUUGUAAUUCAUCAGGCCAUGCCAGGCCAGACCACCCCACAUCAGGCUCCACCAGCCAAGACCACACUAAACCAGGCCAUGCCAUCCCAGACCACACUACACCAGCCUGUGCCAACCCAGACCACCCCACACCAGACUGUGGCAGUCGAGACCACCCCACAGCAGACUGCGCCAGUCCAGUCCGAAUUACACCAGAGUGUACUAACCCACACUACCCCACACCAGACUGCCAUGGCCCAGACCCCCCCACACCAGACUGUGCCAGCCCAGACCACCCCACAUCAGACUGCACCAGCCCAGAUCACCCCUUGCCAGACUGCAACAGCCCAGGCUACAUUACACCAGAAUGUGCUAACCCACACCACCCCACUCCCGACUGCUCUGGCCCAGAACACCCCACACCAGACUGCACCAGCCAAGGCCACAUUACACCAGACUAUACUAACCCACACCACCCCACACCAGACUUUGCCAGCCCAGACCACCCCACAUCAGACUGCGCCAGCCCACAUCACCCCAUGCCAGACUGCGCCAGCCCAGGCCACAUUACACCAGAAUGUGCUAACCCACACCACCCCACAACAAACUGUGCCUGUGCAAACUGCACCAGCCCAGAAUGCAUUACACCAGGCCACACUAGCCCAGACAGCACCAGCCCAGACCAUGCCACACCACUCUCCACCAGCACAGACCACCCCACACCAGACUGCGCCAGCAGAAAAUGCGCAAUCCCAGACUAGCCCACAAACAACACUACAUCAGGUCAGGCCUGGCAAGAUAAAACCACUCCAGAUGAUGGCACUCCAAACCGCGACACUCCAGACUAUGUCAGCAAAGAUCUCGCUUCCCCAGAAAACACUGUCUCAGAAGACACCACAGGCAACUUCACACUGUGGAGAACCCGCUACCCUCAAAAGGCCCCAGAGGAAGGUUUUGAUCCUCAAGCUCACAGAAGGCAAUGCCAUGGACCGCCCAGAUCCCAGCAGUUCUCUCUGUGCAUCUGUCUCAUGUUAGAUCUAUUUCAACUUCAGUAGAGCUUCAACAGAACAGAACUUUGCACAGAACUUUCUCUCCCAUCCAACAUGAACAUUAUACUCCAAACUCUACAGUGACAUACCAGCUGUUGAGAAUGUAAAUAUUUGGUAAUGGUAUUCAUUGCAUGUGAGGACAGAUGUUAUGAUUGCUUGAACUUUUGACUUAUAAGGCUCCAUUAUAUAAUCUCCCUGUAAAAAUGCCUAGGUACAUAACUGUUUGGAUAACAGAAGCAACAUACUUUUUUCUAUACAUAUAAAUAUAUUUUUCCAAUGUUUUAUUUUUAUACUUUUUGCAUAUGCGAUUUUUUUGGCAGCAUUGUUUAAAUGCUACUGUUUGUUACUUAUUUUAUGAUGCAUACCCACUGUCCAAAGACUCACAUUCAGAGCAUUUUAGCAAUGUGGACCAUUGUUUUUCUCUCUUAUGGGCCUAACCCAAACUGGAAAAUCACAAGCACAUUAAAUUCCUGUAAUGUAUUUGUGCAGCUGUAGUUGAGCUGUAAUUGGUUGUUGUUGUAAUUGAGGUUAUUGGAAGCAAUGGAUUAUCAGGCAUUCAUAUUGAAUGCAUGAAUAGACUGAACACAAAACUGCACCAUGACCCACAAAGACCGACAUAAUCUAUUCAAUCAAUCAAAUUCAACAAAUUAAACUUUCCAUUUGUGCAGACUUGUGAGCAUGUGUACGUGUGUGUGUGUGUGUGUGUGCGUGCAUGCUUCCAUUUGUGUUUGAUGGUGGUUAGCAGAUACCUCCCCCACCUUGAGCAUGGGAACUGGCCCAGGGGGAUAGCACAGGGUGGGAAAGCUCUGUGUGUUUCCAAGCUGCUGGCUAAUUCAGACUACUUCACCCUUUCACUCAGUAAGCUGCCGUUGUCCCCCUAAUUCCCACAGGAUGAGAGCUUUACUUUCACAACAUGUGUCUGGGAGUUCGGGAACUGAUCCAGGAAGGCUAUAAUUGCCUAGUUCAUAGUCUUAUUUGCAGGGACCAGUGUGCUGUAAAAAAAACUGUUCAAUCUGUUUGCUGACAUUUUGGAGAAAAUGUGCUGUAGUAUAGUAUUUGCAGCAUGCAAAUAUUUUUUGGUUCAUAUUGUAUUCAUGUAUUCAUACUCAUUUUAGGGCACCAUAAUAUUUGUGACACAGCAUCCAUCCAUCCAUCCAUUAUCUGAACCCGCUUAUCCUGAACAGGGUCGCAGGGCCUAGCAAAAGGCAGGAAUACACCCUGGAUAGGUUGCCAGUCCAUCGCAGGGCACACGCACCAUUCACUCACACACUCAUACCUACGGGCAAUUUAGACUCUCCAAUCAACCUAACCUGCAUGUCUUUGGACUGUGGGAGGAAACCGGAGUACCCGGACGAAACCCACGCAGACACGGGGAGAACAUACAAACUCCGCACAGAGAGGCCCCGGCCGACAGGGAUUCAAACCCAGGACCUCCUUGCUGUGAGGCAGCAGUGCUACCCACUGCACCAUCUGUGCCGCCUGUGACACAGCAAUGUUAAGUUAAUGAAAGUAAACGUGUUCAUUAUUUUGUUGCAUAUCCUUUGCAUGCAAUGACUGCUUAAAGCUUGCGAUUCAGUUGACGGGUGUGUCUUCUUCUGCUAGGCCUGUUUUGCAGCCAUCUUUAGCUCAUGCUUGUUUUGAGGGCUUGUUUUCUCUUCAGCAUAUGAAAGGUAUGCUCAAUUGGGUUCAGUCCGGUUGAUUUAUUUGGCCACUCAAGAAUUGAUUAUUUUUUAGCUUUGAAAAACUUUGUUGCUUUAGCAGUAUGUUUGGGAUCAUUGCCUGGCCAAUGAGUUGAACUUGAGCAGAUAUGAGGUGCCUACACUUCCAAAUUUAUUUUGCUACUACCAUCAGCAGUUAUAUCAUCAAUGAAGAUAUGUAGCCAGUAACAGCAGACUCUUGCCAUCACUGUGAUAGACACUCAGUGAGCACAUUAUUAGGUAUUUAUUAGACUUAUUUUUUAGACUUAUUGGUCUUCUGCUGCUGUAGCCUAUCCAAUUAGAGGUUUGCAUUGUGUGUUCAGAGAUGCUCUUCUUCGUGCUGCACACUAGAUGUUUUCUGUUUUUCGCACCAUUCUCUGCAAACUCUAGAGAGUGUUGUGCGUGAAAUUCCCAGGAGAUCAGCAGUUUCUGAGAUACUCAAACCUUCCUGUCUGGCACCAACAAUCAUUCCAUGGUCAAAAUUCACAUUUCUUCCCCAUUCAACAACAGCUGAACCUCUUAACCAUGUCUGCAUGCUUUUAUGCAUUGCGCUGCUGCCACACAAUUGGCUGAUUAGAUAAUCGCAUGAAAAAUAGGUGUACUGGUAUUCCUAAUUAAGUGCUCAGUGAGUGUAUAUGCCAAUGAUUCCAUUAAUUUUUACUGUACAAAUUUGGAAUUAUGGGAUUGCAUUUAGUUGCUGCCACAUGAUUGACUAAUUCAAUAUUAACAAAUUGGUGUACAGGUCUACCUAAUAAAUUGCUCACUGAGUGGAUCUUCCAUAAUCUGCUCCAUAAGACCUUUUUCCAGAACUGUGGUUGCAAACUGUAACCUGGCUAUCCUGUUUUUGCAGUUAACCAAUGGUUUGCAUCUUGCAGUGUUGCCUCUGUAUUUCUGUUCAUGAAGUCUUCUGCAGACAGUGAUCAUUAACAAAUCCAUACCUGACUCCUGAAGAAUAUUUCUGAUCUGUCAGACAGUUGCUUGGGGAUUUUUCUUUAUUAUGGAGAAAAUUCUGUCAUCAGCUGUGGAGGUCUUGCUUGGCUUGCCAGUCCCUUUGCAAUUAAUAAGCUCACCAGUGCUCUCUUUCUUCUUAUUUAUGUUCCAACCUGUUGAUUUUGGUACGCCUAAGGUUUGGCUGAUGUCUCUAACCAUUUUAUUCUUGUUUCUCAGUCUCAUAAUGGCUUCUUUGACUUUCAUUGGCACAACUUUGGUCCUCAUGCUGGUAAACAUCAAUAAUAAUUUCCAAAGGUGAUCGAAAGACUGGAAUAAAGACUAUGUGCUGAGAGUUCUCUUAUACCUGCAUUAAGGAGGAAAUUAAACACACCUGAGCAAUUACAAA